Molecule: messenger RNA, 723 nt
Organism: Struthio camelus australis
Lineage: Eukaryota; Metazoa; Chordata; Aves; Struthioniformes; Struthionidae
Source: RefSeq, a predicted model, not a curated record
AAUGCAACAGCAACAACAACGUCGAAUGUUCACAGCUGCCCUUCUGGCACUUGUUUUCAUUUUGGCAGCUGUAAGCACCACUGAGGCUGGCAAAAAAGAGAAACCAGAGAAAAAGGCGAAGAAGUCCGACUGUGGGGAAUGGCAGUGGAGUGUCUGUGUACCCACCAGUGGUGACUGUGGCCUGGGGACACGUGAGGGCACUCGCAGUGGAGCUGAGUGCAAGCAAACCACCAAGACUCAGAAGUGUAAGAUUCCCUGCAACUGGAAGAAGCAAUUUGGAGCAGAGUGUAAAUACCAGUUCCAGGCCUGGGGAGAAUGUGACUUGAAUACUGCCUUGAAGACUCGAACUGGGAACCUAAAGAGAGCCCUUCAUAAUGCUGACUGCCAGAAGACCGUCACAAUCUCAAAGCCUUGUGGGAAGCUUACCAAACCCAAACCUCAAGAAUCCAAGAAGAAGAAAAAGGAAGGCAAGAAACAAGAGAAGAUGCUGGAUUAAUAGAGCCAACUUGGGCAGUGUGAGAAAGGGACAUCAGCAAACAGAAUCAGUUAACAGUUUCAUUUAUACCUAGGCAUUUUAUCCUAAAAUUAUUUAUAGCUUAAUGGUACAAUAGAAGGAAACAAGCAAACACAUGCAAAAAAAUCUUUUUUUAUUACUUUUGUGUUUUUUAAUGUAUAACCCUAACAACAAUUUUUAGAGGCCUGCAAUAAAGGACUCCAAACUCA